Messenger RNA from Symbiodinium necroappetens, 2586 nucleotides. Lineage: Eukaryota; Dinophyceae; Suessiales; Symbiodiniaceae. The record is from the annotation of a GenBank genome assembly.
AUGGGAAGAGGACGACCUGCAGUAAAGUCACGAGCCGACCCGACUGCCAAGAGGGCCGAGCGCGAAAGGCAGGCCACCCCUUGGGAAGAUGCCGAAUCGAUCUGCAACUUCGCAGCCGAAAAAUGGACUGGUCGAGAGUUCUUAAAUGCAGAUGAUGCGGGUGACCUCAAAGGGAUCUUCGGUCAUUGCAUCGUAGCGGCUGCCAACCGGAUUUGGUGUCUUGGUGGAUGUCGAGAGACCAGGCUGUCAAGAAAGAUGUCCGUCCUGGAGCUCCAGCUUGAGAGCGGGACCUGGGUGGAUCGAUUGAACUUGCUUCCUGACGAUUCCGUGCCAUGCUGCAGAUGGGGGCAUGCAAGCUGCUUGGUCCCCAGCAGACCUGCGCCCGGUCCGGCCGAGCAAUUUCUUUGGCUGGCCGGCGGCUUCAACAGCCACUGCAACCUGAACGAUGUUUGGCGUUUCUGCCCAACUGACGGAAGAUUCGCUGGAGUAGCGUCGGAAGUGCACAGCCUUCCCUACCGCGCGGCCUAUCAUUCCAUGGUGUGUGACGACGUGGCGAAGCGGCUCUUGGCGUUCGGUGGCCAGUGCUGUGUGGGAGGACCUUAUCACUUCUUCGACCGUGUGGUCAUGCAUCAGCUAUGCCGCCCCAUGUCUGGUUGGCAGGCAGUUCGGGUUGAAGGACCCAGCCCGGCAGCACGAGCUCAGCACGCGGCAGCAAUGACUACGUCUGGGCUCAUGGUCAUUUAUGGUGGCGGAAAUGCGACACGAACCUUUCGAGACGUCUGGACAUUGCAUCUCAGCCCGGCUUACUGGUCCGAGGUCAAGAUCUUCGGCCGCAUUCGGCCCUGGAUAUCGCUACAAUUGAAGUACCAAGAUUUUAACGUCAUCGCGUGCCGGCCAUUCAUGGCGGCGCAUAACAAUGGCAUUAUGGUUCUGGGUCGCCACAAGCAUGCGGGAGCAAUCGGCGACGCAGGUUCUCUGGGGCUUUGGACAUUGAACUUGGACACGCCAUACUGGCGUCCCGUCAGGGCUACAGGUUCUCCGGCUUGGGCUGGGAACUUUGCUGCGACGGUCGUGGACGCUGAGAACUGCUCCUUGCAUGGCAGAGGCAAGGCGCUGCUGGUCUUUGGCGGGGAAGACGCAGGAGAGUCCGGUCAAGCAAGUCGCUCACGAGGAAUAGGUCCACCCCUUGCACAAGGAGGACUGUGGCGCCUUGAUCUUACAGCGCGGCCUAGCGAAAUACUGCUGCGGACACUGAGGCGAGCUUGCCGAGCGAGGUCAGCCAGUCUGCCGGAGGAAGCCUUGGAGGUCAUCAUCAGUUUCACCUUGGGGCAGCUGCAAGAUGUCGCCGCUGCCACUGUCCCAAGCAUGCGUGGAAAGAAAAAGAGACCGAUGGUGUCUACAGUUUCCGACAUGCUGACAUCCGUCAUCGACAAGGGCAUCACCACAGAUGAAGUCGUGGAUUUCGUGGGGACCAUGGUAAAUCUGUCUCUCGAUCUCAGCUACAUCGCAUCAGAUGCAACUCAAGACACGAGGGCAUGCAGAGGAAACCGAGACUGUCCGUUGCCCGAGGAGCUUGUGGAUGUCACCUUGGGCCUGUUGUACGCUCUUGAUGCCAUUAUCCCGGGCGUCGUCCCAUCUUACGAAGAGGCAACUGCGAGACGCUUAAAAGGCGGCCGUGGCAUGGGCGGCAAGGUUCCAUGGCAAUGGACUCGACGUCUCCAGACCUCAGAGACGCGAGACGCGGAGACAAUGUAUCGACAGUUUCUGCAAGCAACAGCAAUGACCAAACAGCUUACGGAUGAAAUCCAUAGUCAGAUAUAUCCUGGUGAGGCUCCGAUUAGCUUCGCACUGCCUGGCCAAGACAUCUUCGUGGGUAAAGCCUUCAUUGAUGCGGACGAAGAGACGCAAAACUACGCAGGGGUCGCCAAUCUGUUCGACCUUCCAAGCCUCGAGCGCGGGUCGUUCGACAACCCUUACAACUACUUCAACUACAGGUACGUGCAGUUCAAGAAGUUUCCAUACGACUUCCUGGUCAUGCCAGGCAACCGCAGCUUGGAAGCUCCUGUUCCGGCAAACGAAAGCAGACCCGAAGUGCAAUCUCUGGUGCCGCCCCAGAAUAUCAGCCCAAGUGAGAGGCUUUGGCACGCCAUAUCUCUCAUCAUUACAGACGGGGCUGGAGAAAGCAACCUACUCGAAAGGUCCAUCGAGAAUGUAACAUACUCUAUGCUGCCAAAGAUUGCCGCGUACGAUACUUCCAGUUUCGGGAAUGUGGAGAAUCCGUCCACGUGCUACUGGGUCGACCUGGGGAGUGGCAACUUCACUGAAGCUGCGUUUGAUGCCCGGGGCUCCAUCUUCAGCGAGGAUUCCUGCAUCACCAUGCAUACGGGAAACUUCAUCGUUCUGGCAGACGACUUGGCCGCGCAGCUCGAUGUUGUCCAACAGCAGUCUCCGGGAGAGUUGCUGAGCCAAUAUGAAGAUGAUUUCACGACCACAGCGAAUGUUGUCUCGGCGACUCUUGUCCUUGUGGCUUGCGCUGGAUUCGUCAUGGUGUCCGUGUACGUGGACGAGCAUGACGCAUCCAACAAA